Messenger RNA from Bathycoccus prasinos, 936 nucleotides. RefSeq lists its product with no specific name. Gene Ontology annotation, cellular component: thylakoid membrane. Bases 1 to 936 code for a protein of 311 amino acids. Gene Ontology annotation, biological process: transmembrane transport. The transcript has a single exon. Gene Ontology annotation, molecular function: ATP transmembrane transporter activity. The record is from RefSeq and is a predicted model, not a curated record. NCBI's taxonomy places the organism in Eukaryota, Viridiplantae, Chlorophyta, Mamiellophyceae, Mamiellales, Bathycoccaceae.
AUGGGUGCAGCAGCGGCACACUCCGCGAACGAGAAGGACGACGGAGGCAUAUUCUCUCAAAUGAAAAAAACAUUGGACGGUUCGAGGAUGGUCGCCGCCGGUGGCGGCGCCGGGGUCAUCGCGAGAACAGCCUCGGCGCCUUUAGAUAGAAUCAAGCUGUUGUUUCAAGUGCAAGCGAUGGCGUCGUCCGGGAUCGAAGGCACCGCGUACACCGGAGUCGGGCAAGCGUUCAAGAAAAUAUACAAAGAGGAAGGGAUUUUGUCGUUUUGGAAAGGGAACGGGGUGAACGUCAUUCGGGUCGCACCGUAUGCCGCGGCGCAGUUGACGUCGAACGAUUUUUACAAGAGCAAGUUGCAAGACGAAAACGGCAAGUUAGGGGUGAAGGAAAGACUUCUCGCCGGGGCGAUGGCGGGGAUGACCGGGACCGCGCUGACGCAUCCGUUGGAUACGAUUAGGUUACGAUUAGCUUUACCGAAUCAUCCGUAUAAAGGGAUGGUGAAUGCAUUUUCGGUGGUGUAUAGAACGGAAGGCGUGAGAGCGCUGUAUAAAGGUUUGAUCCCGACGUUGGCCGGGAUCGCGCCGUACGCGGCGUGUAACUUUGCCAGUUACGACGUGGCGAAGAAGAUGUACUACGGGGACGGGGCGAACAUCAAGCAAGAUCCAAUGGCGAAUUUGGUCAUCGGUGGAGCCUCGGGAACGUUUAGCGCGACGGUGUGUUACCCGUUGGAUACCAUUCGAAGACGGAUGCAAAUGAAAGGUAAAACGUACAACGGGAUGGCGGACGCGAUGACGACGAUCAUGCGAGACGAAGGCGCGAGAGGGUUUUUUAGAGGGUGGACGGCAAACACGAUGAAAGUCGUGCCGCAAAAUAGCAUCCGUUUCGUCGCGUACGAGUUGUUGAAGACGUUGUUAGGGUGCGAACAAACGAAAAUUUAA